Molecule: messenger RNA, 1821 nt
Organism: Diutina rugosa
Lineage: Eukaryota; Fungi; Ascomycota; Pichiomycetes; Serinales; Debaryomycetaceae
Gene: PDC2
Product: Pdc2p
Exons: 1
Coding region: 1-1821 (606 amino acids)
Cellular component (GO): nucleus
Molecular function (GO): DNA binding
Source: RefSeq, a predicted model, not a curated record
AUGGGGUUCACUGUUCAGCAGAAGAUCGAGAUUUGCCUUCAUGCCGAAGCGAACCCUCAAAUGACCCAGAUGAACUUGGCUCAAUGGGUCAGGCAGAAUUAUGGCCUUGCCCGUGCCCCUUGCCAGACCACGAUUUCCCGGAUUCUUUCGAGUAAGGCCGAGUUGAUUGCGUCAAUGACCCCUGAUCUAAGGUUAGUGCGAAGAAGGAAGAGAACCAAUCCAGUUCUCCGUCGAAUUUUAACGGAAUGGAUGACUCAAGGGGUGUGGGAGAAACACCCUAUGCCCACGGCGAUCAUUACCCUGGUGGCUAGUUCAAUUUGGAAUAGAUUACCAGCGCAACUCAAGGAGGGCACAGGUGAGUUUAACGGGAAGUGGAUCAACAAUUUCGUCAAACGCUUGAAUAUUGACGUUGAUGAGAUGGAUAUGGGUUAUCCACUCAAUAAGGUUUGGGAACUUGAAGAAAAAGUGGAGUUGAAACAGUAUCUCCAAAAUCUAAUUGCGCUAGAGGGAUACCAGCCACAAGAUAUAUUUUGCAUCGAGGAAUUUUCAUUAUUCUAUUCAUUACCGUUGGAUCAAAUAUUUGAUGUAUCAUCGAUUGAUCUCGGAUUGAAACAAGCGGACGCUCCGGCAGAGAGAUCAUUAACAAUCAUGCUUAGCUGCAAUUUAGACGGGCUGGAAAAGUUUGAGCCCUUAGUGGUUGGGAAAUACGAAAAGUUUGACGUAUUCAAACAUCCAAGGUUUACCCUGGGAGCAUAUCAGUCAAAUCGUCAAAUUCUCAACAAAAUCAAUCAAGAAUUUGGUAUUCAAUACUCCAGUAAUGUCAACAAAUGGAUUACAUCACUGAUGUUCCACAAGUACUUGUUACUGUUACAUCAAAAAUUGAGAGCCGCCAAUCGAAAAAUUGUCAUUAUUCUAGAUGAUUCGAGUUCACACCGAAUUAUUAAUCUCAAGUUCAGUCACAUUCGGUUAAUAUAUUUGAAAAACAACAGCAAUUUGAAGUUUCCGAAUUAUGCUGAUCACGGGGUCAAGUAUGACUAUCUUCCACUCAAUUAUGGAAUUAUUGAAGAGUUUCGCAUAAGGUACCGCAUCCAGCAGUAUCAAUGGAUGAUCAACAUUCAGCAAUCAAGAUGCCACAAUCGGCUUGAAGUUUUAUCAGAGAAAGACUACAAGAUUCCCCUUGUUAAUGUGCUUGAAUGGAUUAGCUACGCCUGGAGUCAAGUUCAACCAUCCAAAAUUCAAACAGCUUGGCGUCGUACCCAUUUGUUCCCCAUGAACAAUUGGUCCGCAAAUCAAAUAGCGACGCUUCCGGCUUAUAAUGACCUUACGGACGAGCAGUCAGGCUACCACACGUUAGUUCGACUAAUCAGCCAACUCAACGUGGUGAUACCGUGGGAGAUUGACGAAUUGGUCGGGUUGGUGAAUGAAAGAGGGAAAGUUACUCUAAUGUAUUCAUCUAUUGAAGAAAUCAUUAAUAGUUGUUUAUCGGAGACUUUGGAUUAUGAGGAAUUUCUUCAGAUGGAUGAACCGAAUAAUAUGGAGUGGUUCUCCACAAAUGAUGUGAUGGAAAAACCUCCAGUGAAGCGUCAGACUCUUGCCGAUAGACAGUCAUCGAAUCAUUCCUACACUCCGUCACUAAAAUCAGCGUCAACAACACCCAGCUUUGAAGCUCCGGAAAAACCCCUAACCCCGGCGUCUCCAUAUGAGAAUGUCCAGAGUUCAGUGUUGAAAGUGCUAGAUCUAGCAAAUGGAAACUACUUGAACCUUCGUCCGGAGACUAUACUUGAUUUGGAACAGGCUUUAGUUCGUCAUGAGAUGGCCUAA